GGCAUUGUUAAAAAAAUGCUGGCUGCAAGCAAGGAAAAAGGAUGCGAGCGAAUUGGAGAGUGGACAAAAGCUGCCAGAAACCACAUUUACUGGUGCUCAACCUCUACUGUAAAAGGCUUUGGAAGUAUGAUCCAGGCAAAGUGGAAGUCCUUUAUGCGGCAUGUGGCCAACAAACAUGAUGACCAUCCUGAUCAGCUAUUUCCCAAGUGUGCGCAUGAAGAGCUUGAAGAUGAAAGGAAAUGGAUUAAAAUUGGAACUAGAGCUCAUGACAAACUACAAGCCAUUAUCAUGAAGAAAACAAUCCUAAAAGAUGUGAAGAAGCUUUCGCCUGAUGCCCAAACAAGUUCAUUGGAGGGUUUCCACUCUACUCUCAACCAAUGGCACCCUAAAAUGAUUUGUUUUUCAUGGCUUGGGACAUAUUGCAGACAUAUUCUUGCUAUCCUCCAUUUCAAUGAAAAUAUAAAACGAAAACAAAAAACAACAAAAGAUGGCAAGAACUAUGUCAGUGUGACAUAUCCAAAAUUUAAAUUUGGAGAUGAAGUUGUACGAAAUAUUCCAGUACCACCAACUUACAAUUAUGUAGAAGACAUGAAACAUUUACUAUUUGCAACAUCUGAAGAAGACCUAGACAAGAUGAUAGAGAAAUAUGAAGAACGGGUACCAAAACCAUUGAAUAGUCAGUUUCUAUGCAAAGUGCCUCGGGAUGAAGCCAUAACUAAGAAUGCUGCUCGAAAACGAAAGAUAGCUGAACUUUAUCCAUCAGGUGAAUUACAAAAUCAAGAAAUGGUAAAGGAAAAAAGAAGUAGACAGCAAUUGCAACAAAGAAGACCAAGAUGCUGCAAAAAAUGCAAACUGCCAAUGAAAGGUCAUCCCCGUUCUCACUGCCCAACACAGCAAGUAGCACCACAGUAG
Molecule: messenger RNA, 912 nt
Organism: Dendronephthya gigantea
Lineage: Eukaryota; Metazoa; Cnidaria; Anthozoa; Malacalcyonacea; Nephtheidae
Exons: 5
Coding region: 16-912 (298 amino acids)
Source: RefSeq, a predicted model, not a curated record